AUGAACUCCCCAGACUCAAGGUCUCCCAUGAUCAUGAAGCAGAAAACUCUCCCUCCUUUUGCCUGCAUCAGAUCUCGUCCUUUGCCACACAAACUCAGGGCUCAGGCUGUCUGGGUGAGCUGCAGCCUCAUGACUGGGUCAGUGUCUUGGCACCAUUUGCUUCCUGUGGCCCUGGUCUCAAGGAAAGUUCAGCAAGGAGGAGCUGAAGAACCUCCAGGCGCUAUUCCACUUCCUCUCCUCUGCUUCACCCUUUGCCUUUAUUCCGAUCCUGCCGUGUACACGGAAGGGCUCACACGGACACGGCUCUUCACACCCUUGAAUGUGUCUUCAUGCUCUGGCUCCAUGGAAGAAUUGUCUCCUCUUGAUCUUCUGCCCACUGUCCCCAGCCUCAGACUCAGCCUUUGCCAACCAGCCUUCCAGGGGCCGACCUCGUACCAUAUCAUCAAAAUGGCCUCCUUUGUCAACAGCAGCUGGGCACAAAUUCAAGGCUCAGGCUGGCUGGGUGAUCUGCAGAUACAUGGCUGGGACAGAGAUGCAGACACAGUCACAUUACUGAAGCCCUGGUCUAAGGGCAACUUCAGUGGUGAGGAGUUCACUGAAUUUGUAAAGUUAGUUCGAUUCUACUUCGUCAGAUUCUUUCAAGAAAUUCAGAAACGCACCAGUGGAUCUGAGAAGUACCCCUUUGAGGUCCAGGGUAUAGCAGGUUGUGAGCUGCGUCCUGGAGGUGCCACAGAAAGCUUCUUGAGGACAGCUGUAGGAGGACUGGAGUUCCUGAGCUUCCAGAAUGAUACAUGCACGCCUUCCCCAGAAGGUGGCAGGCUGGCGCAGGAAGUGUGCACACUGAUCAAUUUAUUUCCCAACACCUUUAAAAUUGUAAGGAAGCUCCUCUAUGAAACCUGUCCCCGAUAUCUCUUGGGAGUCCUUGAUGCUGGGAAGGUGGAUCUACAGAGGCAAGUGAAGCCCCAGGCCUGGCUGUCCAGUGGAGCCCGUCCCGGGCCUGGCCGGCUGCUGCUGGUGUGCCACGUCUCAGGAUUCUACCCCAAGCCCAGGUGGGUGAUGUGGAUGCGGGGGGAGCAGGAGCAGCCGGGCACUCAGCAAGGUGACGUCCUGCCCAAUGCUGACUGGACGUGGUAUGUCCGGGUCACUCUGGACAUAGCAGCUGGGGAGGAGGCCGGCCUGUCUUGUCGAGUGAAGCACAGCAGCCUAGGAGGCCAGGACAUCAACCUGCACUGGGGACACCCCAUCUCUACUGGCAUGAUCUUUUUGGCAACAAUAGUGACCUGCUUGGUCAUUUUGCUAUUCCUUGCAUUAUGGUUUGUGAAGCGUCGGUGA
This is a messenger RNA of Tupaia belangeri chinensis (Chinese tree shrew), 1332 nucleotides long. RefSeq names its product T-cell surface glycoprotein CD1b-like. The transcript has 7 exons. NCBI's taxonomy places the organism in Eukaryota, Metazoa, Chordata, Mammalia, Scandentia, Tupaiidae. Gene Ontology annotation, biological process: positive regulation of T cell mediated cytotoxicity; immune response; antigen processing and presentation, exogenous lipid antigen via MHC class Ib. The coding region runs from base 1 to 1332 and encodes 443 amino acids. Gene Ontology annotation, cellular component: external side of plasma membrane. The record is from RefSeq and is a predicted model, not a curated record. Gene Ontology annotation, molecular function: exogenous lipid antigen binding; endogenous lipid antigen binding; lipopeptide binding.